This is a messenger RNA of Numida meleagris (helmeted guineafowl), 1432 nucleotides long. It is a transcript of the gene SLC22A31, whose product is annotated as solute carrier family 22 member 31. Bases 224 to 1249 code for a protein of 341 amino acids. Gene Ontology annotation, molecular function: transmembrane transporter activity. Gene Ontology annotation, biological process: transmembrane transport. The record is from RefSeq and is a predicted model, not a curated record. Lineage: Eukaryota; Metazoa; Chordata; Aves; Galliformes; Numididae. The transcript is spliced from 7 exons.
UCAGCUCUACCGCUACCGCGGAACCGGCACCGCCGCCGCCACCGCCGCGCCGCCCAACGGCACCGGGCCCUGCACCCGCGGGUGGCACUACGCCCUGCCCGCCGCCGGGCUGCGCUCCAACCUGGUCACCGAGUGGGACCUGGUGUGCGCCGCGCGCUGGAAGGUGCCCCUGGAGCAGACCACGCACCUGCUGGGCUGGGCGCUGGGCAGCGUCACCGCGGGCAUGGCCUGCGACAGGUUUGGCCGCCGUCCCACCUUCCUGGUGUCCCUGGGGCUGGCGGUGCCGCUGGGGCUCGGCGUGGCGUUGGCCAUCGACUUUGUCAUGGUGCUGGUGGCACGGCUGCUUUUCGGGGCCGCGCUGGCCGGAGCAUUCCUCUCCCUCUAUGUGGCACGGCUGGAGCUGUGUGACCCCCCGCACCGGCUGGAGGUGACGAUGAUCGCCGGCUUCUCCUGGCUGGCGGGAGAGCUGCUGCUGCCGGGGCUGGCGGUGCUGUGCCGGGAGUGGCGGGUGCUGCAGGGCGCCGUGACGGCCGUGCUGGCGCUGCUGGCGGCGUGCUGGUGGUUCAUCGGCUCCGGUAUCCGGCACUGCUUCACCCGCAAUCUGGCCCCGCACCUCCCGCGCUUCCUGCCCGCGUACUUCGCGCUGCGGGGCCCCGAGGCGGCCGCGUGCCUCUUCCUCUGCGUCACCGUGGAGCGCUGCGGGCGUCGCGCGGUGCUGCUGCUGUGCACCGUGCUGACCGGCACCGCCUCGCUGCUGCUGCUGGCGCUCACCCAGUACCUCCUGGAGCUCAUCGUGCUGAUGCUGUCGGUGCUGGGGGUCACCGCCUCGCACGCCGUCACCAUGCUCAGCAUCUUCUUCGCCAGCGAGGUGCUGCCCACCGUGGUCAGAGGCGCGGGGCUGGGCCUGGUGGUGGGGGCCAACCUGGUGGGCUCCGCGGCCGCCCCCAUCGCCGCCGUGGCCAGCAGCCGCGGGUUCUUCCUGCACCACCUGGUGUUCGCCUCCUUCGCCAUCCUGGCGGUGCUCAGCAUCAUGCUGCUGCCCGAGAGCCAGGGCCGCCGCCUGCCCCACUCCCUGCAGGAGGGCGAGAGCCAGCGCCGGCCCCCCCUCUUCCGCCGCCCACCCCGCGAGGACCACCUCCCCCUGCUCGCCCCCCGCGGCAUUCCCCACGAUUACUCCCGCAUCGUCCCCUCUGCCCAAAGGGCGCUGGGACCGGGCCGCGGCCCUGCGGGUCCCCCCCCCGAGACAUAGACGCGGCCCCCCAGGGGGGUUCCCAAUGCUGCUGGGCCGGGUGUGGGCGGGGGGGGAACAAGCUCAGCGAUGGGUGCGCCCAGACCCCCUCCGCCAAGCUGGACCCCCCCCCCGCUGCUCCGAGGCCCCCAUCCCCGUGUGGUUCUGGGGCUGGGAAAGGGCUGCGUGCCCCCCCCGCCCCCC